Messenger RNA from Oncorhynchus keta (chum salmon), 4215 nucleotides. RefSeq names its product histone deacetylase 4-like. NCBI's taxonomy places the organism in Eukaryota, Metazoa, Chordata, Actinopteri, Salmoniformes, Salmonidae. Gene Ontology annotation, cellular component: histone deacetylase complex. The record is from RefSeq and is a predicted model, not a curated record. Bases 60 to 296 code for a protein of 78 amino acids. The transcript is spliced from 3 exons. Gene Ontology annotation, molecular function: histone deacetylase activity. Gene Ontology annotation, biological process: chromatin organization.
UGUCACUCACUCCUGUGUGCGUGUUGUCCGUCCAGUUGGAUCCUAUCCCUGAGGAGGUGAUGCAGCAGAGGCCCAACCCCAACGCUGUCCACUCCAUGGAGAAGGUGCUGGAGGAACAUGGUAAAUACUGGCGAUCUCUGCAGCGCGGGGCCUCCACACUGGGCCACUCUCUGAGCGAGGCUCAUCAGUGUGAGACGGAGGAGGCCGAGACCGUCACUGCCAUGGCCUCCCUCUCUGUGGCCAACAAGCAGAGGAGGAGUGAGGAGGAACCUAUGGAGGAGGAGGUGCCUCUGUAAAGGGAUGACCACGCCCCCUUUACCAUUCAGACACCCAUUUAGUCCUCAGCCAACCACUAACCUCUGUUUUGAAUUUGACCCCAAUCCUUGGCCCCUCCCACGCCCUGUCUAGAAGGCACAUCAGCUCCGGAGGGGACAGGGGACAAUGUUGAGCGGUUACGAAACGGAAACAGAAGACGACACUAUCUCGCUCGUCCGGAGUGGGCGGACUAAAAGGCCGCCGAUAUGUUGUACUGUCUCUAUGUAAGGAGGCAGAACACAAGGAGCCUCGGGUUGCCAGGUUUCUUCGGAUCUUUACUUCAGGACCAGUGGGAUCUAAGGUGACCUUGAGUGUCCACGCUUUUUUUUGUAACAGACACACUCUCUGUCUGAAGUACCACUCCAGACACCGGAUUUCUAAGUUAGAACUCUUCUUUCAUUUUUCUUUAUGUCGUUUGUUCCUUUUUCCUUUCACUGAAAAACAGCAACAGCGCCCUAUGAUAUAAUUCCGACACUGUUUGCGAACUUUCAGUCGUUACCAUUCACAAAAGACUUUGAGAAAAGAGAGACGUCGCAGGGCUUGCUGAAAUUUCUGGCCAACUUUUUGAUUGGCGAAAGCAGACAUUUUUUUUGUGUUUCAAGAUAGGUACAAAGUGAGGAAGAGAGAGAGAGCACGAUGGACGUGUGACCAGGUCUUCUGGUUCGAGAUGACAGACAGCAAAAAGACUGAGUUUGUGCCUUUUUUUCCCAGCCUGGUCGAUUCUACGAUGAACUCACGACGAAGAGCUUUGCCUUAAAUGAGUUUUCGAGGGGAGAGAGGUGCCUUCCUCUCGCCCUCACACCUCAUCCCCUUAUGUUGUGGCGAGACUGGAAAUGCCAGCACGAUGGCACAUAGACAGAAGGCCCUUGGCAUGUUUACCCUGAAUUCCCUGUAGCCCACUGUCCCAUCCCUGUUCCCUUUGACCUCGUCGUAACCCCUUUACUGUCAUUUAGAAGGUAGUUGCCAUGCUACACACAGGGACUAACAUGGUUAGUCUUUUUCAGUGGAACUGAAUGGUUGAAUCAACGGUUGAAACAUCAGCCAAUGAUGUAGCGAGCUGGUAUAUAAAACCCUUAACCAAAUACACGUCACCUCUUCGAAAUAGUUAGCUAGCAUGCACUGUAGUCUGCACUAGAGAGACUUGCCAUCUUAAACGAGAAUGCUGUUCAAAAAUAGUAAUAGUAAGACAAGAAAUGAAGCCAAAGCGUGACAUUGCUAUCAGCACAAUAGUCAGGAUCCACGUAAGUAUUGUAAGCUUAUAAGACAGAUUUUACUAUCAUGACUUUACAUUCAAGGUUGUUCUCUGUGAGGGAAUUAGAACAGUUGCCCCAUUUUUGUUAACUUUCACCCCUCACCUUUCAAAACGUUCUAAUGUCACAACGUUCAGACGAUCUUACAGUCAUUUAGGGGCAGUAGAUACAAUGAGCCGUUCUUUUGGCGUUUUGUUCACACACAAAAAAAUAUGUGUCUUUGUUACCGUGGUGACAGAGCAAUUAGACGGACAUACCACCUCUGUGAGUUUUCGGAGAGGAGCAAGUGGCACCCAUGUUCUCUGUCCACACAGGUGCUCUUCAAGUGUCAGGUGCUAGCGAACAGGUUCAUGCAUGUGCGUGUGUACGUGAGUGUCACGUCGCAAUCCAGUAAACAAACUCUUUAUACACUCAGACACAGUUGUCAUAGCUACUGCUAGGAGUGUUUGGUUUUUUUGGGGGUACAGGAAAGUGUAUUCAAUCUUGUGUGAGACACAUUAAAUAACUGUAUAUACAAUAGAUUUUCACGCAUGCUGUCCAAAAACUUUCUUACCACAUACAGUUGACUUAGUUCUCAAACACCUAUAGUGCAGAAUAUGGAGAAUGAAUGAUCUAGUGAUCUGUGUACGGUGUGUUGAACACCCACACCCCCAACUCAUGUUUAGCCUCUGGGCAACUACCUUCUACAUUAUUCCAUUGAAGUCAUAAUCACUUGUUUCUACUUUUGGUAAAAGAGGAAGAACUGGGGAAGAUUGAUGUUGUUUCUGCAUUGAUCUUUCUUCAGGAUUUUUCCAACGCAGUUGUUUUGAUGACUACUUCAUUUGUGUGGUUUUUACCAAUAUUUUUUGGUAUUUUUUUAUUUGUUUUCGUUUUUGUCCUUGUUGUUUUUUGAAGUGGACUUCUGUGUCUCUGGUUUCUGUACUUUUCAUUUGUAUUCCUGUUGUUUUUGUAUUAUUUUCUGUUUUUUCUCUCUACAGUUGACUUGUCUCACGACCAAGUGAGAGUUCAGUUCCUUUUCAUGGCAAAAGGAUCUGGGGUUGUAAGGGAAGGGAUGGAGAGAGAUGGGGGGGGGGGGAAUGCAAAUAUUUUUACUUUGUAUAAUGAUUCCAACAAUUGUGUAUUUACUAUACUGUCUGUUCAUAGUAGAUUUAUAUAUGACAAAAAAAAUCUAAAAGUAUAUUAUAUAUUAUAACAUAUUACAAUCUUGUUUUGGGAGGAAAAGAAGUUAGUAUUGCAAGGUGAUUUGCUCAUGUUUCAUUCGCUGGUCUGGUUUGGCACUUCCUGGUGUUGCAGAGGGCACUGUUCAUUAUUCCUGGAUGCCUUGGCUGAGGGUUCGGUACAGUAGCAUCCCAUUUGUUUCUUUACAGUGUACACCACUGACUUAGGCUCUAUUCAUACUUGACACUACAUAGAAAAGUUGAAAGGUUGUUCCCAAACAAGGGACAAGUCACUUGUUUCUGGAGCUCUGAUGUCUCCUCCAUUGAAACACUGACAAGCAUGAGUUUACAGUGCGAAGACCACUGGUAUUGGGCACACUUACAUAACUAAAAUUUUCUGACCAACAACCAAACACUUUUAACUGUAUUUGUAAAACCUUUUCUAUAUUAUCUAUUAAAGGAUGUGUAAUUCAGUAGGUUUUGCCUUGGAAUGACGUGAUAAUUACACAAGGGUUGCCCUGUAAUGACUAAACACUAUAAGCCCAAGGGUCAUAGUUAACCCAUCAAUAGUUCCCCUCUCACCCUUUAACCUCACCCAUCCUGCCCAAACCGCCCCUCUCCUUUGACGGCUGUAGAAGAUGACUAGUGAGGUCAAGGGUCAUCUCAAUGGACCCAGUCUCAUCCAAGGGGGCAGACUACGAGUUAAAAGUCCAGUCUGCGUCUCAAUUGUGGUUGCUGUUAUUGUAUUGGUGGCCUUUUUUAUAAGCUAUCAUCCAGAGCUCUCCCAGGAUGCUUGGAAACACCAGUCACAGCAAUGGCCGCCAUGGCUUAGUCACUUGUAUUCAAACAAUAUUUUUUAAAGGGACUAUAUACUGUCUGGUUAUCAGCGUGUCCAGAUAGUCAUUUGAACAUGACCUUAACAAAAGACAUUCCAUUUUGUUUUGUUUUUAAUUGUUUUAUCAUGGGGCAUUUUCUUCUUCUUCUUCUUCUCCUGCUUUUUAUCCUCUCCUCCAAACCAGGCCUGAGGAUUGUCUGUGGUUUAUUAGAAGGGCCUGGUUGUUGGGUUACUGCACUCUUCCACCACCUCUGUAACAUAUCUGCAUGGUUUGUGUGUCUGCAUGCCUGUCUCUGUCCCUGUAACAUAUCUGCACAAGGAAAGAGCACUGAAUGGACAGUAGUACAUUUUUUUACAACAACAUCGGGAUUUGAGAACGAGAGCAUGACACGGGAACUCGUUCUUUUGCUCCUCUGUUUUUUUAUUUCUUCCCGGGAGCGACGAUGAGGAAGAACGAUGCUCCCUGUUGGUCUGACAGAUAUGCUUUUUACCUGUGAAAAUGUUCAACAACAAAUUGAAUGACUUUGAAUAUUCCACAACAUCUUUAUCUAGCACUUGUGACAUACAGACAAUGGAUUUUAUUGUAUUUAUGUAGAAAAACUGUUUUAGGGAAACUAAAGACGGGGGACAACUGCAUAGACCAACUGAUUUUUAUUCU